Molecule: messenger RNA, 1254 nt
Organism: Phytomonas sp. EM1
Lineage: Eukaryota; Euglenozoa; Kinetoplastea; Trypanosomatida; Trypanosomatidae
Source: the annotation of a GenBank genome assembly
AUGCGAGUUCCAAGUAGUUCUUCAGCACUACGACGCUUCCGGCUCCUGGUUCGAGCCCCCUCGUUUAUCUUCGCUGAAGUAGGUUCUCAGUGCGGCUGCAAGGGUCUUUCUCGCCUCUUCGAAACAAGGCGGGCUGCCGCUAGUGUAGGGCACUCUUCUUCCCCCACCUUUUCCACAUUUUGCAGGGAUCAUCGCCUGCGAGGGCGCUCGCGACGGGGCGUCGCUUUUACCAAUCUCACCGCACCCCAUCGCCGUCUAUCAACCGUGCAGCUGGAGGAUGAGGAUACGACUUGGGCGCGCGCCAUGGCGGAGUACUACGGCCCGGGCAACUAUCAACUCUUCCGGCCGUUGUAUAAAGAUCUUUGCGAUGAGAUUCGGAAUGAAUUCGGUACGAAGCCCCCGCCCCCACUGCUGCCGGUGGUUUCUCUCCCGAAGCCCUCUUCGGUGUCUGCUCAAGGCGGCAACCACGGCACCAGUGCGAACAAUCGGAGCACCGAAAAAGGGGGGGAGGGUCUUCUCCGCAAAGAAACCCCCGAGGAGGGUUGUGUGGGGAUUAAACGAGGGCAAGAAACGAGCGGCGCUUCCCUCGAGGGGGCAGGGGAGGAGGGAGGGUCGAAUCCCCCACGUGUGGAGGAGGCUCCUGUCUACGGCGAUGGCAGCUGGUCGGUCGCGUACGAUCCCGGCAACAAUGUCGUUACCUUUCGCCGCGAUGCGAUCGAGGAAACGCGGCAGGGGCGCAUCGUCGUCUACGCGCCGGUCGAGAUCAAGGACCCACCCAAAUUGAACGCGAUCCUAACCUUUGUGGAUUGGUACCCCUUCGAGGUGCUUCUCAUGCGGAAAGGCGUGAUUCUACACUUUUCGGUUGCGUGCAAUGAGGGGGGCAUGCAUCUGAGGAACGUCCGCGCGUACGACGCGGCGGCGUCGCCUUUGUUGAUGGAAAGCACCGAUGACGCCGAAUGGGUGCGGCGGAAUUUAUUUUACGACGGCCCCUGCCUAUGGCAUCUGGAGCUUGAUUUUCAUAACGAGCUGUAUGACAUCAUGCAGGAUCAUGGGGUGGAUUUAGAUUGGGUGCGGUGGGCGUCGCGGUGGGUGUUCUACCUUGAGCACGUCAACUACACGCGGUGGAAUCUUGGGAUGCUGGAGGAGCUGAUUCCGAGCGACCUACGUGGUCCAGAGGAGGAUUUCUUGCUGGAUAAGGAGAGGGCCGCCCUGGAGGAGCCGGUUGAAGAAUCUUUAUCUGGGCGUGGACUAUAA